Molecule: messenger RNA, 510 nt
Organism: Dibothriocephalus latus
Lineage: Eukaryota; Metazoa; Platyhelminthes; Cestoda; Diphyllobothriidea; Diphyllobothriidae
Source: the annotation of a GenBank genome assembly
GAAUUUGCGUCGCUCGCUUUCGUACUAUCUCCCUUCUUCAAAUACAAUCUCAGCCUACUCACCCACCGCAAUGGUGUUGUGGAGUUCACCGAACCGGAGAUCCGUAUAGACGUUGGGUUUCCACAAGGCAGCGAAAACCUCCUCUUCUUUGAUAUCGAGCUCAAAUUCGAUGAUCAGGACUUCACUGAGCACUAUAACAGAGUUCCUCUGAUACACUAUGCACGCCACGAGGUUCUGGAAAAGGAGAGUCGUUUGGCCGUCUAUGUACGCCCACCGAAGCCAGGUGCGUAUAUACUGUCCAUAUACGUCAAUGCCACGGAGAGCGAAGUUGCUAUCGCCUGCGACGCCACAGAAACCACAGACAAUCAUUACAAAAAAGUGUGCGAGUACCGUCUGAUAGCGAAGGUUUCACCCAAUGCCUGCCUUUCACCCUUCCCGCACGAGGGCUCUGAUGGAUACGGCCAGAUGGAGGUAGGUCUUCUUCUUCUCCUUCGUUUUUCACAUUUUUGA